This is a messenger RNA of Penaeus chinensis, 1902 nucleotides long. RefSeq names its product sphingomyelin phosphodiesterase-like. Gene Ontology annotation, cellular component: lysosome. The record is from RefSeq and is a predicted model, not a curated record. The transcript is spliced from 12 exons. Lineage: Eukaryota; Metazoa; Arthropoda; Malacostraca; Decapoda; Penaeidae. Gene Ontology annotation, biological process: ceramide biosynthetic process; sphingomyelin catabolic process. Gene Ontology annotation, molecular function: acid sphingomyelin phosphodiesterase activity. Bases 30 to 1820 code for a protein of 596 amino acids.
UGUUCUUCCCUUGACAGUGUGACUCCAACAUGGGCUGGUCCCGAAUCGUCGCCGGCCUCUGCGUCCUUCUGGCUCUGGCGUCCGGGGCUCCUUCGUCCACGAGGUCCUCGCGCCGUCGCCUCAUGAGUCCUGCCUCUGGCCCGGAGGACCUCUUGCCGCCGAGGGAGGCGGGGAAAGCGGCCCUGAAGUGCCUGGAGUGCGAGUUGGUGGUCGUCCUCCUGCAGGGGGAGAUCGCCGCCGGCGUCAGCUACGACGCCCUGGUCCAGGAGUCUGUCCGGGUUUGCGUUAACCAAGUGGGGAUGACGGAGACCUUCUGCCAGGGAUACGUUCCUCAAGUCGCUCCUAUCCUGUAUUACAUCUUCACCCACAACAACGUCUCCGCCGCGGACUUCUGCGGGAUGGUCCUCUCCUACUGGGGCUGCACCAGCAACAGCCCCGACCGCGAGUGGACUGUCUCCAUCCAUGGCGAAAAACCUCCUGUGGCGCCGGUGGAGCUGCCCGAGCCCGACGCCCCCAGGCUGAAGGUGCUGCACCUGUCCGACACCCACAUGGACCCGCUCUACAGCCCGGGCUCUAACGCUGUCUGCCCGGAGGAGCUGUGCUGCCGUGAGGAGUCGGGAAUCCCCGCGAGCGAGGAGGCCGAGGCGUGGUACUGGGGCGACUACCGGCACUGCGGGUCGCCGCCCUGGAUGCUGGAGGACAUGCUGGCCCACGCCCGCGCCGCCCACCCGGACCUGGACUACGUGCUGUGGACGGGCGACGUGGUGCCUCACAACAUGUGGUCGACGUCGCGCGAGUGGAACCUGCGGCUGGUGCGGGAGACCAACGCCCUCGUCCAGAAGUGGUUCCCGGACGUCCCCGUCUUCCCGGUCGUCGGUAAUCACGAGAUGAGUCCGCUCGACCAGUACCCGAGCCCCGGCGCCGUGCCCGAGGCGCUCUCGGCGGACUGGCUCUACGAGGAGUUGGCUGCCCAGUGGUCGGAGCUGCUGCCGGCGUUCGACAACUCUACGGUGCUGCACGCCGCGUUUUACUCUGUCCUGGUCAAGCCCGGCUUCAGAGUCCUCGCGUUCAACUCCCUCUUCGGCUACACCCCCAACGUGUGGCUCGUGCAGGACUCCCAGGACCCCGCCGGAGUGCUGGCCUGGCUCGAGGAGGAGCUGUGGGAGGCCGAGGGCGCGGGGGAGCUGGUCCACCUCCUGGGCCACGUGCCGCCGGGAAUCCUGGCCGCGGAAAGGACCUGGUCCAGGGAGUAUAACAAGAUCGUCGUCAGGUACGAGAACGUGAUCCGCGGCCAGUUCUUCGGGCACACGCACUUCGACGAGUUCGAGGUCUUCCACGACGGCGAGCGCCCCGUCGGCGUGGCCUACGUGGCGCCGAGCCAGACGCCGUGGUACGACCUCAACCCCGCCUACAGAGUCUACCACGUGGACGGGGACAGGCCGGGCACCACCAGGCUCGUUCUGGACCACGAGACGUACGUCCUGAAUCUGACGGCGGCGCAGGCGAGCGGCGAGGCGCACUGGGAGCGCCUCUACUCGGCCAGGGACGCGUACGGAAUGGCUGCCCUCACGCCCGCAGACUGGCAGGACCUGGCGGAGCGCAUGGCGGCCGACAGGGGCCUCUUCGACGUCUACUACAAGCACUUCGUCAGCGCCGGGGACCCGUACAUGGCCCUGGGCUGCGACGACCUGUGCUACCAGCAGCGCCUCUGCGACGUCGUCAGCUCCGACAGGAAUGACCUGGACCACUGCUUGAAACUACUGAGGAGCAUGCAGGAAGGACGACAACAGACGCCCGGCGACUUCGAGAAGUUCUCAUAGCAGAGCCCGUCUCCCGCGCCCGCGCUGCGGAUCGGUUGGAUUAGUGGCGUAGUAUUUGAUCAAUAAUAAACAGUGAAACACA